Molecule: messenger RNA, 2903 nt
Organism: Chrysemys picta bellii (western painted turtle)
Lineage: Eukaryota; Metazoa; Chordata; Testudines; Emydidae
Gene: ARL4A
Product: ADP ribosylation factor like GTPase 4A
Biological process (GO): vesicle-mediated transport; intracellular protein transport
Cellular component (GO): plasma membrane; cytoplasm
Molecular function (GO): GTP binding; GTPase activity
Source: RefSeq, a predicted model, not a curated record
CGCUGCGGGCAGGGGGCGGGGUUUGGUCUGUGCUGGGAGGAGCAGGCUCUGCCUCGGACUCCGGCAGACGCUGAGGAGGCGGCGUUGCGGCGAGUUGGUGGCUGUUGCGGUGCUGGGCGCUCGGGCAGACAUGGGGCCGCCAGCGGCGUGAGGGUCUGAGCGCGGCGCGCCUGUGAGUGCGGCUCGGCGGCCGAGGGGAGCCCGGCUGUGCCUGUGUCGGCGGCGGCGGCUCGCUGUCCCCCCGCCGCCGGCGAUGGGGAAUGGGCUCUCGGACCAGACGCCGAUCCUCUCCAGCCUGCCCUCCUUCCAGUGCUUCCACAUCGUGAUCCUGGGGCUCGACUCGGCGGGCAAGACCACUGUGCUCUACAGGCUGCAGUUCAACGAGUUCGUCAACACUGUGCCUACCAAGGGGUUUAACACGGAGAAAAUCAAAGUGACGCUGGGCAGCUCGAAAACGGUCACCUUCCACUUCUGGGACGUGGGAGGCCAGGAGAAGCUCAGGCCCCUGUGGAAGUCCUACACCAGGUGCACGGAUGGCAUCGUGUUUGUGGUGGACUCUGUCGACAUCGAAAGAAUGGAGGAAGCCAAGACAGAACUUCAUAAAAUUACUAGGAUAUCUGAAAAUCAAGGCGUGCCUGUCCUUAUAGUGGCUAACAAACAGGACCUGAGGAAUUCCCUCUCUCUCUCAGAAAUCGAGAAGAUGUUAGCAAUGAGCGAGCUGAGCUCUUCUACCCCCUGGCAUCUGCAGCCUACCUGUGCGAUCAUAGGGGAUGGACUUAAAGAGGGACUUGAAAAACUACAUGAUAUGAUAAUUAAGCGAAGAAAAAUGUUGAGACAGCAGAAAAAGAAGAGAUGAGUUCUGUUUCCACACUUCUAUCUUAGAGUAGUUUCAUGGUCAGAAUUUGACAUAACAGCUUCCAAAGCCUGACCUGCUUGCUUGGAUGCUGUUAAAGCUUAGUUAUGUUAAACAAUCAGUUGCACAUCCUUGCCUUGUGGAAGUUGUGCAGACACAGAACCUUUUGAAAAGCAAAAACAGAAAAUAGUUUUUCCAAGGUUUCUGGCACUGUAUUAUUUUGGAUGCCCUAUAAAGUAAUAUAAAGCUAUCAGGAAAGAUAUGGGUGGGUAAAUGUGACUUGGAUAUCUAAAUAGCCAAAUAAAAUGAGAGUUUUUUUGCUUGGUGUUUGUAUUCAUAUAUUUGAGGGUGCAUUUUUACAAGAAAUUUGCAUUGAAGGCGUUCAGUGUUUUUAAACUUCUUAUGCUCGUAAGUGGAGUGUUUUAGGUGAAUAUAUACAGCUUUAAAAAUAUUGAUUUCAACAACGUGUAUGGAAUUAGUAAUCCAUUAUUUCAGGAUGCUGUGAGCCUUGGGGUUUUUUAUCUUCUUUGGUAAUGAUUUCCAUGAGAGAGUUUGGCUAUAUGGUAUGUUUUUAAUUUGGCACUUUUGAAGUUGAAUCACUUUUAGUUCUAAUACUUGAAACUUCAGUGCUGUGGAUUCUUCAACUGGUAGAGGAAAUAAGACUUGUUAGACAAGUACACAACAUGCAAGAGCAUGGAUUAGUUUUCCCAACAUGUAGCAUGAUUUGGUGUGUAGUCUUCUUAGAAAUAGCUAUGCAUUGUUAUACAGUGCUAACUGGGUUUAGAAUACACUCAUGUCAUUUGGAGACUUGUUCCAGAAAUUUUGUUUGCUGUUCAAAAAAUUAAGUUACUCUGACAUCCCCAAGUUAUCAACACAAAAGUAAAUUUGUUGGUGCAGUAAAGGAGGUGCAUACAGCGAUUUAGGUCUCCCAAGACUUUUAGCAGUGCAGCAUUCUGGGCUCUUUAGAUGAUGAUGGCAAUAAAACUUGAUCAUCAUGAAAUAUAAAGAGAGCUAAAGUCAACAGAGCACACUUUUUGUAUCUGCAAAAAUGCCCAGGUUUGUUACUUAUACUGCUAGGUCACUUUCUAUAUAGCCUUUUUUAUUAAAGUUUUUGUAGUGCUUGUGGUUAGGAAUGUAAAGAAGCUUUAAACACUUGACACUGGGAAAACAGUUUAAAGAUGGCCUGUGUUCUGCUCUAAUUAUGUUUAAGCUGUUCUUGUUUACAAAGUACGCAAACAGUAUUAACUGGGCAGGACAGUAUGUCUAAUGAGAAGGGAGAUUAAUUUUUCUUACUGGUACAGAACUUCAAACAGUUGUCUAGACAUCUUGAUUAGCAAAUGAAAAGGGCUAAACUAGAGCCUGAAUUUUAAGAUUAACUUUAGUGGUGCUGUAAAACACAAUGUUAGAUCAUCUUGAAACUUCCAUUAGAAAUAUCAGUCUUAAAGGAGCAAUGCAAGAAUCAUUUCCUCUUACUCAACCAGCAAAGUUACUGCAUUCUUACCUACUGCCAUGUAUUAAGAGGAUAACAGCUGAAUGUCAAUCAACGUAAAGUAUUGAUAUCUGUAUAAAAUCAAACUUCAUAGCCAGCAGCUGUUUGUCCAGAAGGCAACCAAAAAUGCACUUUAGUGUUUUCAAUAAUUGAAAGUGACAGCUGUUUUUUUUGUUGUUGGUUUUUUUUUUUUUAUGACACCCUGGUCCUUUUGAAAGAAUUGAAGUAGCUUCCAGUGGAGCUUCUGUAUGUUGGUUAUAUAUAUGUACCUGCACUAGUGACAUUGAAAGUCACUUACUCAGUAAUGUCUAUAUUUAUAGAAAUGUGGAUAACUUCUUAAACCUCAAUAAACAUAACUCAAAACAAGUCUGCAGGGAGAAGGUGUUUGACUUCCUUGAGUUACAGUGAAGUGUUCUUGUUGGCCUCUAUGUGCAAAUCUCGCUCUCAAUAGCAGUAGAACUAUCUGCAUGAAAAUCAAACUCUUAUAAAUGUGGCGAGAUUCGUAAAUGUGACAAUGUUAUAAAUCACAGGUAUCUCAUUAAAGACUUAAUAUCAAUAGCA